This is a messenger RNA of Theobroma cacao (cacao), 1875 nucleotides long. RefSeq lists its product as uncharacterized. NCBI's taxonomy places the organism in Eukaryota, Viridiplantae, Streptophyta, Magnoliopsida, Malvales, Malvaceae. The record is from RefSeq and is a predicted model, not a curated record.
UGAAGCCAACAGAUUCCCAAUCAUCGCCUCCACUCUAUAGGAAACAUACAUAAUUGCACCCAACAAUCCUUUUCACCAUAGAAACCUGAGCUAUUAAGCUAGCUAUUCAUCACUUCUACACCUUUUUCUUCAUCUUCCAGUAUAAAUAUCUAUCAAUCUCCGUCAAAUUUUUCUCCCACCAUACCAUCUUUUUAUUAUUUCUAUUUUUUUUUUCUGACCUUCUAUUAUGGAUCCUUCAUGCACCACUUCUUCCGUCAAUGGCUUCUACAACUUGCUCACCCGAGGACUUGAAGAACUCGAUUGCUCCUUCCUUUCUUGUAACUUCAUGUCAAUCCAAUUCCUCCAAAAAGUCCUCUCUUCACUCCGAUCCUUCCAUUCCCAAUUGACCGUUUUGGUUCAAAAGCUUCACCUUCCUGUAGGAGAAAAAUGGCUUGAUGAAUACAUGGACGAAAGCUCCAGGCUCUGGGAAGCCUGUCUUGUACUCAAAUCUGGCAUCUCCGGGAUGGAAAGUUAUUAUUCUUCUGGUGGCAAUAUUGCUUCCUCCCUCGAUCAUCAUCCGCACUUCAACCCACAGUUUUCUCGCCAGGUUAUACGGGCAAUCAUUGGCUGCCAAAGGGAAAUUGUUGGGUUGGAAGAGGAAAACAGAAAUCUGAUGGUAACAAGAGCAAGACAAGUAGCACUAAGAUUUGAUGAGAAUGUUCCUAUAGAAUCGAAGUUGAAUGGUUUCAAUGGUUUUCGAGGUGUUCUUUAUGCAAUGAGGAAUGUUAGUUCUUUACUUUUAAUGAUAUUGCUUAGCGGGCUUGUAUAUUAUUGCCCUGAAUUGAGCUUUGUCAAUAGAGAGCAUGAGGGAAAUGUGAUAUUUGGCUCAGCUUUCAUGGUUUCAAUUGCAAGACUGCAUCAAAGGGUAUCUAAUGAAAUGGAACAAAUUGGUGGGCAACCAGGAAUUAUGCUUUAUGAAUUCAGGGAAGCCAGGAUUGCAGUCGAAGAGGUAAGAGAGGAAUUGGAGAGAAUUGUGAAGUAUGGAUCAGAAGUUGAGAUCCAAGACAAGAUUAACAACUUGAAGAGUUGCUUUGGGUUGUUGCGAUGUGGGGUGGAGACUAUAAUUGGACAGAUUGAUGACUUCUUUGAUGAAAUAGUUGAAGGAAGGAAAAAGCUUUUGGACAUGUGCACUCAUAGGUAGAUAGAUAAAGUUUGGACAUGUGUAGCUAUAGUUAGAGAGAGAAGUGAAAAAAAAAUAACUCCAAAAAAAAAGUGAAAAGAUGUGAAACUGAAAGUAUCAGUUGUUAAAGUGGCAUCAUGUCACUCAGUUUCUUGGUUUAUUUUUCCCUUUUUUAUUUCUCUUUUGGCCCUUUUAACAUGUUUCUAAGUUUCAACUUAUUGUUAAAUGUUGGGAGUCAAGUGUUUGCAGCUGCAACAGUCUGGGAGUUGAGGGAAGAAGGAAACGUUUUUAUGAGGAAAACCCAGAAAAAUGGAAAUGGCUUAAGGGAAGGAGAAUAUGAUUCUUGCUUCGAAGAAAAGCAACAUUACUAUCUCAAGAUACGAAAAAACAAGAAGAAUAUAUAAGACAGCCAUUAGCUUCUACAGAAAGCAAGAACUUCCAAUCCAGAGCCAGAGGGCAGAUUCUUCUGCUGUUAAUAAUUAAAAAAGAAAUGUUAUCCAGGAGGAAACGGAAAUGAUGCUCCUUGAGUUCUUGCUUGUCCAAAAACUAGAAUCAGAUCUUGUAUUCAAAUGUACAGAGAUAUGUUCAUGAAGUUGAUGAGCAAUCUUCUUAUCCAAAAACUAGAGGCAAAUCAAGAAAAUGAUGCUUCUUGUUUGCCCCCUUUUUAUCUUUCUGAUGAAAGAAUUUCUACUGCUAUUCUUCUUUAUUUGUUUGGU